UUAUUGCUGCUUACAAUGCCGCUUCGAUAAUUUUGUUGAUUCCCGAACAUUCGUUUUACCCAGGACACACUAGCUGCAAACGUAGCUUCCGCGGAGCAAUUCGGACCGGAAGGCGGAACGACACAAUGGAACCAGUCGUCGAGUCAUAGGCCACCAGUACGCUUCACAACGGUGCGUCACCUAUUCUUCUUUACGUUACAGGACACCAGCAGUCACCCUCGGCUCCUGUAUUGGCGUGGAUCAGAACACUAUCUUGUCGUUGCGUUGACUCUCUCCGUAUCCCCCGGACCAUGACUUGCUGCUGUUCUCUGGACAAGCCAGUCACCUCGAUUGUUUUGGCUACCAUUGUGGUCGAACUCUUGGAAAAAGUAUAGCCAAGUUAGUUCCAGAGACUCGAUCGGCUGUUUUCACUGUCCUAGUUGUCACCAACUGCCGCCGGUUCGGAAUGUCUUCCUCGCCGAGCACGUCAGAAGCAGAAGGCCACCAAGGGAUGAUGGGAGCUCAACCACUCUACUACAUGUACAUACCACAGUAUAUUCCGACGGUGGAUUCUCAAGGUCAAAGACCAACGCAUACUGUGCAGGCAUUCGAUGGGACACAUCAACAGGUGCAGACAGAGCUGCAAGCUGCAGGGACAUAUGUCGGUCCAGUACAGCCUGAUUCCAACAUUAGCUUGACACAGCCUAUUGCAAACCAACCGCAGCCUGUUGGUCAGCAGCACAGCCAUAUUGGACAACCGGUCAGCACUGGUGGCUUAAGAGGGAUUAGCAGUAGUAUUGAGGGACUUCAAAGAUCAUCAAUAUUGGAGUCAGCAAUGAGUCUCCCACCACAUCCUCAACCAACCAUUGGUCUUAUGUCAUCACCAGCCCAAUUUGCGAGUCCCUACGGCCAGCAAAUGAAUCACCACGUCCAUGCCACUGCUACCAGUGGUAAUCAGACAUUAGCAGCAUACCUGCCAUAUAGUAUCCCAGCAAUGCACGGCAGUAUGGCCAGCUCUAACAAUCCUGUGGAAAUGCACACCAGCUUUCCACAGACCACACUGAACCACCUAGCAGAAGGCAUGGAGUAUCAAUCCGACAAACCCACUGCCCCUCCAUCAAUACCAGAGUCACCAGUGGGUAUCCCACCACAUCCGCAGCCAACCAUUAGUACUAUGACAUCACGGAACAGUGUCCCAGAACUGCUUGACACGAUGGCUAGCUCUAACCAUCCUGCGGAAAUGCAUGCCGGCCGUCCAAAGACCCCAGUGAACCAUCUGGAACAAGGCGGCGAGUAUCAAUCGGACAACCCCUCUGCCUCUCCAGUGUUUGGCGGACAUCCCAGAAGUCUGUGCAAAUGGCGUGUGAACAACGGUCCACAAUUGUGUGGUUUGGAUUUCUAUAGUAACACCGAACUAGCGCAGCACAUAAGCAACGUUCAUCUCCAGCAACAGGACAAUAGUGAACAUCCCACACAGGAGGAUGGCAACGUCCACAUCUGCCACUGGGACCAGUGUACACGCACCAAAGGAUUCAAAGCCAAAUAUAGGCUUGCCAACCAUAUACGAGUUCAUACAGGUGAAAAACCCUUUGUCUGCAAUCAUCAUGACUGCACACGCAAAGCAUUCGCAAAAUCCGCAAACCUGAAGAUGCACUACAGAGUCCACACAAAGGAAAAGCCGUUUCCCUGCACCUUCCCGGACUGUAAGAAAAGAUUUUCAAAUUCUUCGGAUCGAAAGAAGCACAUGGUCGUGCACACGAAUGAUAAACCCUACCAAUGCAGGGCAGCAGGAUGUACGAAGAGAUAUACACACCCGAGCUCGCUUAGAAAGCACUCCAAGAAGCAUGAUGCUCGAAAUGCAGCCAAUGGCGGUAGUGCUCGUUCCGACAGUACCACGAACACCAGCGCAGAGAACAGUGGCUUGCCGUCUGCGGAUGGUGCUAUUGCUGGGGACGGAGAAAGUGAUCAUGGCAGUUCGAUUUCAUCCGAUGAGGUACUUGCAGUUCAGCACCAUCACCGACAUUAACAGGAAGAACAGCAGCAGCAGCAGCAGCACCAACAUCAAAAACACGGUUUUUCACUUGUGACUUGCAUGGACCAGUGUCAGCCUGCACAGCCGCAACACUUACCACUGGGAACGUCCUCAAGCAUGCGGACUGUGAAUUCAACAUCCACGUCAUCUCUGCCUCAGUUACCUUAUCAUUUGCCCUCUGCCCAGGCAACUGCUAGUAGUGAUCUGGUCAACAGUGCACUGCCAACACCACCUGGACAGCCGUCUGCUAGCUAUGCCGUGUUCAGUGAAGUAUGCCAUGACAAUGCCGGAAAGGGUGACCUAGUAGUGGCAAGCCUAGGCAGUAGAGCAACAAGAAAAUUAAUGAUCUCUUGUCUACAUGUUCCAUACAGACAUCCCCACAGCCGCCGCCACCACCACAGCCAGAAGCAGCAGCUGUGCCAGCAGCUGUGCCAGAACUAACUCAAAACAGACAGCUUGUUCAGCAGCAACAUACUCACUUCCAAUACCCGGCAGCGCGUCAGCAGUUGCAGCAACAGCCUCAUCAUCAACAUCCAGAUCAGCAGCUCCAGAAGCAGGAUCAUCAUCAGCAUCAUCAGCAUCAUCAGCAUCAGCAUCAGCAUCAGCAGCAGUAGGAAUCACAUGACCCAUGUCAGCAGUCGCAAAUCUAUCCAACUCACCACCAUCAGCUGCCGACGCCCACACACACACAGCAGCAACAGCUAUCGCUGGUGGCUCACACACCGCAGCACCAGUCAUCACCUGUGUCUCAGACGCACAACCAUCAGGCACAGCAGCAGUCUACAUCACAACAGGAACGAGUACAGGAACCCUUGCCUCAGCAUCAGCAACAGCAGCACUCUCUCCCAUCGCCGAUGCCGCUGCAGCAGCAUUUUGCACAGCAUUCGACAACUGCUCAGCCAACACUAUUAAUUUCAUGCAGGACAAUUGCUGCACCCUGUACUACCCUCCCAUGACGCUCACUCUCUUUCAGCACCAAGACACCUCCCAAAAAGGCAAUAAUAAGCAAACACACCUUAGACGGCUUGAAAACACUGUUCUCAUGAGCUGAGCAACAGCCUUUUAAAAAUGGCACUGCAGCCAGCUUCGUGAAUGGAUGUGUUAAAAACUGUCCAUAAGGUCUUUAAGGCUCAUCAUCACUUUCAACCAAACGAUUUUGUUAUUAUUAUCAAGAUCUAGCUAGCUCCUUAGUUUUACGGAGUUGACGAUUUUUUUUAUUAUAUCUUAUUCAAAAAAAGAGGUAUGAAGUGUACAGCUGCAAACUUAAUACUCGCUGUGCAUAGCUUUUAUGAUAUUGAAUUAUCGUAUCAACGCUGUCCAACACCGAAUGAUUUUUAAGGUUAUUUCAUUAGAGAUGGAGCUGGGAUGUUGCUUUUUAAGCUGUGGAAAUAGUCAAUCAGACGACUGACACAUUUGUAGAAGUUCCUUUUUCAAAUGUCUCGUCAAUUUCAUUUUCCGCAUGUUGUCUUCGCUAACAUUACCCAUGAUGCUGGCCACAUGUAUUAUAGCGUCAGUAGAAUUGCAGCUCAACAUCCUAAUCCGCACUGCCUUCAGUCUUGUUUCUACCCACUCACUGUCAGGAUCGGGUAUUUCCCCUCCAAUUAGUAACCGUUUCUUUUUAGUUCACUUUUUCGGCUGAUCUGCUCAUCCCGCAGAAAUGUGUCAAUACUAAUGCUGGCCUAACAGAUUCUACAACUGCUGAAGGAAGUCUUGUCUUAUGCGCUGAGUCUUCAACACUCAUAAUUAUCGUAUCUGUUUUCAAAAUAAUGAGAUGGUGUCUUCCUCUUA
Messenger RNA from Sycon ciliatum, 3799 nucleotides. Its product is annotated as zinc finger protein ZIC 4-like. Gene Ontology annotation, molecular function: DNA-binding transcription factor activity, RNA polymerase II-specific; RNA polymerase II cis-regulatory region sequence-specific DNA binding. The transcript has 2 exons. Gene Ontology annotation, cellular component: nucleus. The record is from RefSeq and is a predicted model, not a curated record. NCBI's taxonomy places the organism in Eukaryota, Metazoa, Porifera, Calcarea, Leucosolenida, Sycettidae. Gene Ontology annotation, biological process: regulation of transcription by RNA polymerase II. The coding region runs from base 446 to 2005 and encodes 519 amino acids.